AUGGGCCGCCCACUCUUCUCAGAGGCUGUUGCUGUCAGACGUACGGUUCCUUGGACGAACGCCGACGAAUAUUUGUCAUGGCCGAUGGAAAAGUUGGUCCACGAAGUUAGAGAAUACAUAAAAGCCCUGGAGGUGAAUGCGGAUUCCAUUGCUUCUUCCGCCGGCCCCUUUCAUGGGCGAGACUUCUGGAUUCAAAACAUACAACGCCAGGAGUUGCGGCAGCGAUCCAUCGUAUUCCUGGCCCACUUUAAUGCCUUGCUUGCCGCGAAAUAUCAAUCCCAUCAAAUCAGCAGCUUUGAGGAUUGGAUGGUCGACUUCGACACAUCCCAGCUUUAUCAAACUAGGUUUCUGGCGCACGUGGAGCUUGAGCGCAUCGCCAGACGCUGUGCAUUUUCAGCCACUGGUCCCACGGCCAGUCUACAUAGCGACGGCUUUUCGAUAUACUCGAUACGACUUCAUGACCCACACCUUUGGGAGGAGCAUUUGCGCGAUGAUGUUCGGUUCGACUAUCAGGAAAUGCGUCUGAAAAUGGCUGAACUGUACUGUGGCUCCUCUGCUCUGGAGAAUAACAACGUCUGGGAUCCUGUACUCGGUGGUAUGAACCCGGAUUUGAGCUACCGCGAUUCCAUGCUUCUGUUCCCUUACAGGUCCAGAGAUACCAUGUUAAGAAUAUUCGGCUGCUUUUCCAACAGGGUAUGCAAGGCCGACAACGGACUCUUCCUCCCUCCUUCCGUCUCGAGGGCCAUUGAAGAGGGUGUUCUGGCGAUCGUCCCUGAUCUCGGCAUGGAACCUCCGUCAAAGAUCAGCCAAACGGAAUUGUUUGAAAGCCGCUUCGAUGAGUGGAUGAACAAGGUCCAGGACUAUCAGUUGAUCGUCAUUAAUGAAGCGCACCCGCUAGUCCACGACACGUGUAAGAUCACGACAAAAUAUGGGGAUGUUGAACGCGAACUUGGUUCGCUUCACGGCCACAAGCUGAAGUUCAAGACGUCCAUGAGACCGCGAGUCUCUUUCGUCGGGUGGUCAUUCCUGUCUGCAGCCUUGGUGGCGUCAUGGCGAUGCCUGAGAAACUAUGAGCAUACAACCCACGCUGCGCACACCAAAAGCCAGGUGGAAAAGGCCAUUCGUUACUGGGGAAAGAGCGCAGUGAAUCUGUUAGAGGCAAAGGUUUUUAUUGGAUUUCUCCUUGCUAUGGGGGUGACCGAGAGAGAGUCCUAUAUGCAGAACCGUGACGACCUCGGUGUCGCUAUCGUCGCAAUCGAGCGUGCAUAUCCAAUGCAGAAUCCUCAUUAG
This is a messenger RNA of Colletotrichum siamense, 1290 nucleotides long. RefSeq lists its product as uncharacterized. Lineage: Eukaryota; Fungi; Ascomycota; Sordariomycetes; Glomerellales; Glomerellaceae. The record is from RefSeq and is a predicted model, not a curated record. Bases 1 to 1290 code for a protein of 429 amino acids. The transcript has a single exon.